AUGGUAGAGGAAAAUAACGAAGAGUUGAUCGAAAGCUUGAUCGCAUCUACAGACUGCCUUUACCACGGUGAAGUUUCACAAGGCAAGGAACGAUAUCACAUCCAAAUUCUUUGUGAAUGCAUCGAAUUGACGACUUUAUCCAAAAAUAUAGUAGAAACCUAUAAGUGGACAGACGUCUUAGGGGCUGUUGAGAAAAAGGUGAAAUCUCUGGAUAUGUUUGAAUUGAUGGUCUACCCCAAAAGAAACCAAGUCAGAACUUUUAAAAGGUACUCUUUUGCUAGCGAAGACACAAAACAAUGGGUCAAAAUUAUUCAGCAUAUGGCUUAUUACCAAACAAUGCCAAACCCUGAUGAUCCUAUAUAUAGAAGAAAACUGAAAAUUUUAAUAAACCCUCACUUAGGUAGAAAUAAAAUGGCGACGUUGACAGAAGAUUGGCUCCAAGGUGGAUUAUGUAGAGCCAAUCUGAAUCUAGAAAAUUUGUGCCAGUAUCACUUGGAUUAGGUUUUGCGAAGUCUUUUUUCCCACAAGGUUUUUCUGUAGGCUUUCUGCACAUUCUUUGUCUAUUUGGGUUGAGAUGCAUGGCUAAUUCUAUGUUAGGUCGAUCUGCACCAAAUACCCAAAUAUAAGCUAUUUAACUUAACUCACUCAGGAAGAGGGACUGCUAGUAGAGUAUGAAGAAGAGUAGAAUAUAUGCUCGCUGCUUGUGAAUUAGAUGUCCUGAGAACACAGUAUAGAAAUCAUGCAACUGAAGCAGUAAAACAAAUGCAAAUUUCUGAUUAUGAUGCCAUUAUUGUUGUUAGUGGAGACGGGCUAAUACAUGAAGUAAUUAAUGCAUUAUGCUCAAGAGAUGAUGGAGAUCAAGCAAGAAUGUGCCCUGUCUCGAUGAUUCCUGGAGGAUCUUCAAAUGCUUUGGCACAGAUUUUGUGUGAUAAAUCAGGUGAAGAAGUAACUGCUGAAAAUUGUUGUUUUAUUGCGGCUAAAGGAAACAUGCACCCGCUUGAUAUAUCAUUGAUGAGGACUGAGUCAGGGAAAUUGAUUUAUAGCUUUCUUUCGCUAGCGUGAGCGUAUAUAGGAGAUGUGGACAUUGAAAGCGAAGUGUGCAGAUGCUGUGGGCCUUUUAGGUUUGAUCUUUAUGGAUUUUGGAGACUUUUAGCCCUACUCUAGCUUUCAUUUAACAGGAGCACCAGAUAUUUCAGAGAAUUUUCCAUUUAAAAAUUAAAGCAAAUAAAAACAUAUUUUUAUAGUGUUUUCCCCAUGGAUGGCGCUAUUUUGGCCUUGAUUUUCCCAUUAGGAAAAUUUUUUGGUUUGACCAAACCAUAUGGUACUGGUCGAAGGCCAAAACAGCGCCAUCCACAGGAAAUUGCAAUUAUAAAAACUGCAAUUAAAAAGUGAAAAAAUUAUAAGCAAUAUCUUAAAUUAUAGCUGCAUAAAUUGUAUACUAAAAAAAUGGAGAGUAAGAAGGUUCAAUGCAACUGUGACGUGGGAAGAUGAGGAGGGUGAACAUGAUGAGACAGGCCAAUUUAUCUACUUUGUGGUUUGCAAUACCCCUUUUAUUGGUACAGGGUUAAAUUUCGCACCAAAGGCCAGCAUAGAAGAUGGCAUGAAUGAUAUUUUAUUUGUGAGAGGAAAUGCAGGAAGAAGAGGAUUACUGCAAGUCCUGCUUCGAGAAGACUCAGGAAGGCAUGUGGAUUUGCCACAGCUGAACUAUUUAAAAGCUAGCAAAUGGACACUUACCCCUGAAAACAAUCGUGGAAUUUAUUCCAUUGACGGCGAAUUUUAUCCAACCGAGAAACUCACAGUUGAAGUUUUGAAUAAUUACGCAACAGUCCUUGUUCUUUCCAAGGCACAUUAA
Messenger RNA from Blepharisma stoltei, 1852 nucleotides. Lineage: Eukaryota; Ciliophora; Heterotrichea; Heterotrichida; Blepharismidae. The record is from the annotation of a GenBank genome assembly.